AUGCCGCCAACUACAUCCCACAUCCGAUACUGCGACAAAUGUCACCUCCCAACGAAAACACCGAGGGUCUGCAACGAAUGCGGAACGGCCUCGUAUUGCUCAAUUGCCUGUCAGAAAGCACACCAGGAAAUCCACCAACCCACUUGUCGUCCCCUAUCUCCCAAAGAAGUCUGGGGAAUAACCAUUCUCCCUGGACCUCCCGGCCAUCCUCCGCAAUUUCAGCACGAACUCCUUACAAUCAACCACCACAUCUUCCUGAAGGAUGGCAACAAACAGAACAUAUGCCUAGGGUCCCUACUCUGCGGUGUCCCGCUUCUGUGGUAUCGCUCUGAGCAGGUUCAAUUGAAGCGGACGUUGGAACAGGAACAGCAUGGCGUCCACGGAAUAAACCCAGAGACAAAUUUAACCGCCGCCGCAAGCUCAAUGUCGACGUCGGAAAAAUCAGAACCAACGCGCCAUGCAUCCAGUCCGUCGUCCAGCGACGUCAAACCUCACAUGACGGCUGCGAUGAGUCGACGCUCUGGCCUCAGUUUACGCUGCAUCGUGUCAAUGUCAGUCUCCGAGAACCCGCCAACGGGCGAAUCAACGCAGCAAGCGAGCGAUUCACCGCCGAAGUACAACCAGGCGGCCGCUCUCCUAUGCGUUGAUCUAAACACCGGCGUCACGCCAGAUCAUUUCGACGGUCCCGUAGCAUUUGCUCGGCAGGACAAGAAGCUACUCACGCGCGAGCUGAUGGAAACCAUUUGGAAGUUCCAUUGCAGCAUCAAGGAGGAUAGCGAGAAGGCCGAAUACAAUUGGGCAACUAUGAGCGACUUGAUGACCCGAGAAGCCUUCCAAUCUUUCCAAUUGGAAUAUUACUUGGAGCAAACUGCGAAGGGAAGGCCUGGCUUCGACCCACUGUAG
Molecule: messenger RNA, 903 nt
Organism: Pleurotus ostreatus (oyster mushroom)
Lineage: Eukaryota; Fungi; Basidiomycota; Agaricomycetes; Agaricales; Pleurotaceae
Exons: 3
Coding region: 1-903 (300 amino acids)
Source: RefSeq, a predicted model, not a curated record